GUUCCAGCUCUCGUCCACUUCCUGCAUUCACUGGACUUCUGUAGUGCUGUUACCAAGGUCGCUCAUCCCUCCAUCAGGUCUCAGUUGCUCAGUUACAUCUACAAUGGCUUCCUGGUGCCUGUACUGGCUCCGGCUCUGCACAAGCUGACAGUGGAGGAGGUGAUGACCACGACGGCGUACCUGGACCUGUUCCUCCGCUCCAUCUCCGAGCCCGCCCUCCUCCAAACCUUCCUGUCCUUCAUCCUGCUGCACACGCACGACAACGUGCACAUUCUGGACACGCUAGUCAGCAGGGUCAACACACCUUUCCAGUUGGGUACAGUGUCUCUGGCUCUGUUCAGGACUCUGAUUGGUCUGUUCUGUGAAGACGUCAUGCUGCAGCUGGUGUUCAGGUAUCUGAUUCCCUGCAGCCACCUGAGCAGGAAGCAGCGCUCCUCCUUAAAGCAGAGAGACUGUUACUCCACCAGUGCGGCCUCCUUCCUGCUCCUCAUGCCCUCCUGGUGUCCCGUCUACUUCCACAACAAAAACACACAUUCGCACUCUGAGCACAUCCACUUUCCCAAAGGAGCAGACCUGUCAGUGUCAGACAGUGUUGGUUACUGUCGAGGUUCAGAUUUUCUGAUGGAUGUAAACUACCUCCACUACCUUUCCGACGCUCGCCAGGCCAUCUCCGCCUCCCACAGGGCAUGUCGGCUCUGGUCGGCCCCGUAUGACGGGAUCAACCCCUCGUCUGACGAAAACCGAUCUGACACACCAGGGGGCGACAUAGACGAAGAGGAAGAAUUUGUCCAGCGAGUCAAGAGUGACUCCAUCUGCUCUUUGGUCAUCACUCCUCCCCCCUCUGCCCUCUCCCCCACCCCCUCCUCCUCAGAUGCCGCCUCCACAAACAACCAGUCAGGAAGAGCCAGUUCCGCUCUGGAGCUGGAGUGGGAUGACAUUUUCGCAGAUGACGAUCCCUCUUCAUCGGCGAUGAUGAACUCAGGGUUUGCAAACGGCAUCGUGACUCUGGGUCCAGCUCCUCCUUUACCUCCUCAGCACAUCCAGGAAAUGCGACGCAGUGCGAUCAAGCUGGUGCAUGGCUCGUACGUGGAGGAGUCCGAGUUCCAGGACGACGUUCUGGUCUACGAUCUAGUUGCCCAGAAGGACACAAAGGCGGCCAUGUUGGAGCGGAUCAUGGCAGCAAACCGACUGGCACGUGGGAACAUCUCACAUGGUCGGCAAGCACCAAAGGCAGCGAUGACAUCGACGAUCACUGCGAUGUUGACGACGACAGGGAGAACGGUAAUGGAAACAGUUAACAGCAUUAUGUCGACAAGGAGGAGGAGCGAGGACGAAGAUAGGGAGGAAAGAAGAGGGAGCGAAGUUUUCGGGAAGGAGGUGAAAUGGAGGAGCGAGGAAUGCGGGAGGGAGACUGGGAGAAGGAGGGAGGAGGAGGAAGACGAGAAACUCAGGCCUGAAUCACAAGGAGAGACGACGGGACGUCAAGUUUUCACCAACGGUUUCAACGUAAAGAAUCACAUCAUCGACGAACGUGACGAUGCCGAAGACGACGACCAGUCGAGUGACAUCACAACUAUCACAACUGUCAAUCAAAAGCCAACAACACACCCACAGCUUCUACGUCACAACACCCAAAAUCUAACGAUGUGUUUAGGGACAAACGUUUUACCCAAUGGCCACGAUGACUCCGAGCCACGUUACCCAACGAGGUCUCUGCCUGAUUACAGAGUGAAGAAUAACAACGGCUUCCUGUCCCAGUACCAGGAACUCAUGCUGUCUCUCGGGGCGGAGCCGGACUGUGAUGACCUCGCGGAGGACAUCGGCACAUUCAGAAGGCGGGUCCGAGCGCUCAGGCAAAAACUGGUGGAGGAGGAAGAGGGGCUCUUUACUUCAUCGUGGGAUGAAGGAGAGGUGGAGGAGGAGGAGGAGGAGGAGGAGGCGAUGGAGGAGGUUGAGGAAGGAGACGAGACAAAAGGCAGCAGCAGGAAUGGAGUUCCAUUUACAGGUCCGUUCAUCAGCGUCCUGUUAUCCCGGCUCGAGAACAUUCUGGAAAACUCCAUCGCCGUAAACCUGCUGGUGACGGGCAUCUUGGCCCAGCUGGCGUCGUACCCACAACCUCUGCUGAGAUCCUUCAUGCUCAGCACGGACACGACGCACGUGCAGCCCAACGUACGCACUCUGUACCAGGUGUUGGUGUCGGUGCACACGCAGAUCGAGUGCUAUGUGGCGGCCAGACCAGAAUAUCCAGCGCUGGUCACUCAGGCCUGGAGGUUCUUGUUGGUGAAAGACCAGGACAGCAAGUUCAGAGAGUGCCUCGAGUCUCACGGCGGCGAUUUCAUCCUGGACCCAUCUCUCCCCAACGGUUCUGUGCAAAACGCUCUGGCUCUGCCCCCUCUUGGCGUCCUGCCGCCCUGCCCUCCGAUCCCGCCCCAAGCCAAGAGCCGAGUGUUCGCCAUCGUCCUGUUCGCAGAGUUCCUCAAAGAGCUGGCCGCCAUCGCCCAGGAGCACAGCGUCGCAGCGGACUGUUCUCCCGAGGAGUAAUCAGAGGGUUGUUUUUGUCUCGCUGUUAAAAUCUGCCUGAGAAAGUGCCACUAAUGUGCCCGUAAGGAAGUGAUACUCCAGCAGAAGACUGAUGGGUUUCUAAAAGUACAUUCCUCAGGCGACAGAUGAUAAAGACGCAGCAGCAGCAGCAGCAGCAGACGUAGAAGAAAAAGAAGAGACGAGGAUGAAGUUUUAUCUGUUGCUGUGGGUUCUCGGUGUCGCAGUGAUGUCUUUAGAAGAGUUUGAUGAAGAUACAAGUGACUUUGAAGAUUCAUCUGAUGAUUCCAUUGAUGAAUUUGAAGACAUCCUCUCCACUCCUCCCUCCUCAGGCGAAACCUCCUCCUCCUCCAGAGCGAACAUGGACCCCCGCUGCCUGGUCUACGUUCUCCUCGUUCUGUGCAUGUCAGCACGCUGAAGAGCAUCGUGUUUGUCGUCAUGUGUGUUUAACUCUAUAAUCACGAAGAACCCUGCUUGUUAUAUUCUCCCUCUGUGACACUUUGGUUAUUUUAGUGUGACUUAAUGCAGAUGAUGUCUCUCCUUAUAUCUGAAUAACCAGAUUGAAUCACCUCCCUGUCAGAGAAACUCAAAUAUGUUCAAUGUCUAUGAAUUUAGGAAAA
Messenger RNA from Paralichthys olivaceus (Japanese flounder), 3158 nucleotides. NCBI's taxonomy places the organism in Eukaryota, Metazoa, Chordata, Actinopteri, Pleuronectiformes, Paralichthyidae. The record is from RefSeq and is a predicted model, not a curated record.